AUGACGAUGUCAACAACCACAGCCUCGUUUCCUCAGCUGACCAGCAUGACGUCAUCCCCAGACAGGGAGAUGUCCGGCAUGGUCAGCCAAGAUGUCUCAGAUUGGAUCAGGACCGUUGUAGGUGUUUGGUUGUGCUCCCUCCUCUCAGCACUAGGUAUCACCACCAAUGCUCUAGUCAUCGCUGUCUUUGCCAAACAAGGUUUCAAAGACAGUAUGGCAAUCUCCAUGACCGCCAUAGCUGUUUGGGACUUUCUAAAGUGUGUCUGUUGUCUGAUAGGACGGUUGUACUGGGUCAUGGGGUUAACGGAUCCUCCCUUAGGGCAGAUGUGGGCCGACGUGACGGCGAUCUUAUUGACCUACUUACACAGUUUUAUGGGGUUCGUCUCUUGCGCUCUGGCAGCCUACGUGUCCACAGAGCGAUGCUUGUGUGUAAGCAUGCCCUUUAAGGUCAAGGACAUAUUCACUAGAAAGUUGACCAUUAUUAUGAUGGUCGUCAUCUCAACAAUUGUCCUUGGUUCUUUUAUGGUUGUAUUUGCUCUUUGGGAAGUCAGGGUGAACUUUGACCCCGUCCGUAAUACAAGCACGACCACCUUAGUCUUCAGCGAUUUCCGCCGACAACAUGGCGUGUCUGUAUUGCUGUACUACAACAUUGUUAGUAUCUUUUGGCCGCUAUUAAGCUUUGUCGUUAUUGUUGUCAGUGCAGUUAUUAUCACACAUCACUUACAGAAAUCUUCAGAGUUUAGAGGGAAGAAUGUCAACUCCCAAGAAAGUCAAAUGUCGGCGAGGGAUUUGCAGGUCAUCAAAAUGCUCAUCGUCAUCAUUGUAGUUUAUAUCGUGAAUCUGUUUCCUCGAAUUGUCCAGUAUUUUGCCAGGUUCGUUGAGCCCGAGUUUUACCUCGGAAUGAGAUAUCAUAACCUAUUCAUUGUGGUCAUAAAUGUUGUAUUCAUUUUUGACUUUGUCAACGCGUCCACUAAUCUCUUCAUUUUUGUGACCAUGAGUUCAAACUUCCGAAGCACUUUUGUGGACAUGUUUGGAGACUGGUGGGUUAUACAGAACAAGAAAGACAAGUGUUAG
Aplysia californica (California sea hare) is the source of this 1074-nucleotide messenger RNA. RefSeq lists its product as uncharacterized. NCBI's taxonomy places the organism in Eukaryota, Metazoa, Mollusca, Gastropoda, Aplysiida, Aplysiidae. Gene Ontology annotation, biological process: G protein-coupled receptor signaling pathway. Gene Ontology annotation, cellular component: plasma membrane. The record is from RefSeq and is a predicted model, not a curated record. The coding region runs from base 1 to 1074 and encodes 357 amino acids. Gene Ontology annotation, molecular function: G protein-coupled peptide receptor activity. The transcript has a single exon.